This is a messenger RNA of Micropterus dolomieu (smallmouth bass), 2698 nucleotides long. RefSeq names its product trophinin associated protein. The transcript is spliced from 14 exons. Lineage: Eukaryota; Metazoa; Chordata; Actinopteri; Centrarchiformes; Centrarchidae. The record is from RefSeq and is a predicted model, not a curated record. Bases 165 to 2168 code for a protein of 667 amino acids.
CGGUAUGAAAGGACAUAACAAGGGAUCUUUAAAUCUGUACAAAACGCCUCGAAAACCAAGACAUUUGGAAUCACUUGCAUUAUAAACACUUAAUUGGAUGCACAGAAGGAAGUAACAGGGAUCACUUUCCUUUUUGAAAUUGUUCUUCACACCUUGCUAUCAUUAUGGACUCCUCUCCAGUCCUUCGUCAGCAAAAUCUGAACAAAAACCGCAGUGACUUUCUGAGGAUGAAGAAUGAACAUAACAAAAUGCCAGCACCACAAAAGUCUUCCAAACUCAUGUCCGCACCUCACGUUUCCAACCGGGAUAUCGAAAACCAGGAUCCAGGAAACUCAGAGAUGGGCAGGAAGGCACCUGUGCGACCAGGUGGAAGUAGGCUUCCGGUGCUUGCAAAGUCCCUUCAUCUUCAGGCUCCCUCUGACUUCAGCCAAUCUCACUGCAGAUGGGAGGAGAAACCUCUGGCUGGGAAAGCUAAGAAGAAAAAGCCAUGCACCAGGCCCAUACCUUUCAACCUAUCUCAACCUAAGAGUUCAAGAACGGCCACUGAAAAUCAACAGCCUGUAACUGUCUCACAGUUAAGGACUGGCACUCGUGCUAUCAGACCUGACAACACUAUGUGCAAUUCUCGCCUAAUAACCCAAAACAUAAUUGGAAAACCUCUUAAAAAUCCAGCUUUGUUAAACAGCAAGGCGGACUCAACCACAGGUACAGGGAAGUCCAAUGGAAAGGCUACACAAAAUACAUCCGAGCUCUCAGGAGAGUCUGGUCCUUCCCAGACAUUUAAGACUUCAGCCACUUUUUCCAACCAUCUUUCAUCCUUUCCUAAUAAUGCAAUGCAUCCAAACAGAGCUACUUCUUCUGCACAGCAUGCUCUUAGUGCAGAGGCCUGUUUGGAUAACAUGAACCUGCUUAGUCUCAAAGAUCCAACCAAGACGUCCCAAAACAUGCAGCUGACCAGGCAGGGCAAUUUUUCCACAAGCUCAACCGACAAGGGAGAGAAUUUCCAGCAUGACCAUGCAGCUUUGCUCGGUAUCCUCCGGAAUGAGGGGAUCAGUGCCUCAGGUCUGGGAUCUGCAACUCCACAGUUUAACUAUCUGCCCCAGCGAGUGUCUGUUAUGAAGAGUCGACAAAAAGCUGGACCCACUACAGGAUUAAUGAAGUCGGUGCAGUUCUCCCCAGACCAAGCUGCACUGCAAAGUAUCUUGCAGAACGAGGGAGUGAAGUGUGGGGGGCCUGUGGGUGCCACACCCCGAAACGCUGUCUGUCCAUCAGGCAGAGAGACUUCCAUCUACAAAGCUCAGAGAGUGCCUGUUAGAAAGAAUCGUGCAGAGGCGACAGGAGGAUCAGCAGCAGUAGCACUCAAAGAGACUCCGCAGAAGAAAUGGACUCCACAGAGAGUCCCUAACACCAGGCAUAAGCCCAUGUCUGCUAUGAAAUGGCAUCUGCAGACACAACAGUCACCGUACAGCAGCAGUCCUGGGCUGCAGAGCUGCAAAACCAGCCUUCAGCCGUGCCAGGAGCAGGAGGUUGUCCAGAGAUUAUUUGAUGAUCAAGAGGACGAGCAGAGAACCAAUGUCAAAGAUCCAGAGACACAAGCAGAGCUGCUCCCAGUUCAAGGCACAACUUGUGAAACCAACAGUGAAGAAAAGGAAGAGACGAGCAAAGCCGACAGCGAUGAGGAGAAGGAGCAGGGGGCUGUGGGAGGACAGCCAUUCUUCCAGGCACUGCAAAGAGAGUCUGUCAUUUUUUUCUCAACUGGCAAAAAGCUGUUCAGAGCCCCACGUUUUGAGAAACCGGAGAGCUCCGCCCAUCACGAGCAUCAUGGCCCCGUACAUGAAGAGACCUCAUCCGUGUCAGAACCAACCUGUCGGAUCAAACCUUCUGUUCAAAGUCUGCACAGAGACCUCAUUGUUCACAAGACUUGUGCUCUGAAUCCUGCAGUGGCGAUGCUGCGUAAGCACCUUCCUUCUCUGGAGGAGCUACGUAUGGACGAGGAGGUGGCCACCUACACCUCAGUGUCUGCCCUGGCUGCUCCCAGGUUUCUCCCCCUUCUGCCCCGCUGUGGAAACCCCCUGGCCUCCAUUCUGCACAUGGAAGAGUCCUCUAGAUUUGUUCCAAUUGGCUGCGAGCUCUCAUCUGGCCACAGCUCUCCACUGCAGGAGAGAUAACCUGCACUACAAGUACAGUAUUUGUUUUCCUGUGGAUAAGCUUGAUCUGGUGUACUGAUGAGACUUUUUGUAAUGGAACUGAUGUUUGUCCCACUGUUGUUGCUGACCUUACAAGUCCAAAGAAUGCUGCUAGUAUAGUUUCUUUUAGAAACCCAUCAAUCCCCAUGGUCUCAUUGUUUAUGACUACUGUCUGUAGAUGCUUUCUAAAGAAAAUGGAGGUUAUUUGAGUAAUGCAUCUUUUACACUGCACACACUCAUGUUUGUGGUUUGUCAUCAAUGUAGAUGUACGCCUAUUAGAAACAAUGUUUAUGACGAGAAUAAAAAGCUAAAUGUUGGAAAAAUAAAUGUUUUAUAAAGUCAAUGCAGACUCUGGCUGUGAUCAGUGUUAUAGCUAUAGUAUACUUAUAGAUUAGGGCGGCUCGAAGCAAUGUUAUUUUCAUUAUUUUUUAACACAUCAGAUUCUUCCUGUGUAGAUUGAUUAAUGUUGUUGAUGUACAGUGUUUAUAAUAAAUUUAUAUAUGUUACUGUCA